Molecule: messenger RNA, 2961 nt
Organism: Rotaria socialis
Lineage: Eukaryota; Metazoa; Rotifera; Eurotatoria; Philodinida; Philodinidae
Source: the annotation of a GenBank genome assembly
AUGAGUGAAUUUGCAUCAUCUGUUAGUUCACAAACAGCAAGCUGGUUUGAAUUUUUACUUAAUCCAACAUUGAUAGAUACGUUCUUAACAGAAGAUAAUCUCGACAUAACUGGUACUGAUUUGAUCAUUCAAUUUUUAAUUAGUGCAAAUUUAAUUGAACAAAAAACAAAACUUAAAACAGCCACGGAAAAUCCAAAUGAUAUCGAAUUGAAAGAUAAUCGAAUUCGAGCAUUGAGACAUUUGGCAAUAAAGAUAGCUGCUAAACUUAAUUGGGAUUUGGUAGUUAUUGAAAAACGCAUUCCAGUUGCAGUCGCUUCAGAUCUUAUUCAUUGUUUUGUACGAUUGACAACUCAAACUGAUAAAAAUUACAAAGAUCGUGAACAAUUACAAUUAUUAAGUAAAGUAGACGAGCCAGCACUAUUUGCUGUACAAUUAUUACAUCGAUGGACUGUAAGAACAGUUGUUCAAUCAUCGUUUCCGAUGAAACCAAUAAAAAUCUUUCAAGUCAAUGUAGCUGGCUAUGUAAAUCCAUUGCAACAUAUGCGCGGACCUAAUGAGAAUGUCAUAGAGAUGGCACGUGCCAAGGUGAGAGAAAGUAUCCAAGCAUUAGAAGUUUUGCUAGAAUGCAAAUCAGCCGUACGCAUACCUGUAGAUGCGUGUUUUGAUUUAAUUGAUAUUGAAAAUGGCCUAGUACCAUGUGAUUGGUCACGUACACAAGUCUAUCCGCUUGUUGAAUGUACUGCAAGGAUUGCUUAUGAUCUUGGUUCAAUAUAUUUUUAUGAACAAAAUUAUGUUAAUGCUUAUACAAUGUUUCGACGUGUGCAUGAUUUAAAAAGUCAACUGGAACCAUCAAAUUAUUUUUCAUCGUUAGAUGGUUAUUUAACAUCACUUCAAUCGAUAAAUCCUUCAAUGGAACAAAGUCUUUUAACUAAAACUAAAGAGCGCUUUCUAAUGGGCAUACCACCACCGCGAGCUUCUGUUGAAGAUUAUAUUUCAAUAUUAGCAGAAGAUAACGAAAGAAAAGAAAUGACUAUGGCUGCUCGAUAUCGAUUAGAAGAACGUCAUGAAGUUGGAUCACAACAAUAUAAAAUUGUAUGUUCAUUUAAUCUUGUUCGAUGUUUACUCGAUGGUAGACCUACAAAUACUCAAUAUGGAUUUGAUUAUCUUGAAACAGCUCUUCAACGAUUAAAACAAGUGACACCAAAACAACAAUUAUUAUUGAACAGUUUUUUAAAAAUUAAUUUUUAUAAUUUAACAAAAAGUCUACAAGAACAAUUACGUCUGGAUAAGCUUGCUCAUCUUGUUGGUCCAAACUUUUCUACUCCUACUUGGCACACAAGAAAGCAACAAACAACACCAAGAUCUUAUUUACUUGAAAGACCUAAUGGUUCAGCUCAGUUUAAAUGUCAAACACGUCUACUACAUUCUUUUGAACCUGAAAUACUCUUACAAACUAUAACAGAAUUAGAUAAUGCAAAACUACCACAAAUAUUUAUUGAACUAUUUCCACCGUCAAUAAUGCAAUCACCUAUUGAUCAAUCAUUGAAUAUGAUUUUGAAUACAAAUCAUUUACUUGGACAAUUAAUUCGCAUUCUUCAUGAAAAAGCUAAACGAGCAAAAUUAUAUAAUAAUCAUACUCAAAGUCGUAUAUUAUUAAGUCAAGCUAUUGAUAUUCUUAGUCCACUUCAUCAUCAAGAUAUAUCGAUUGGACAAGUAGUUAAAUAUCUUCAUUAUGAUCGAUUAUUAUUUGAUUUAACGGAGUCGAUAUCAAAACAAACAUUUCUUGAUAAUGAAAAUAAUUUAUGGGAAAAAUGCCAAAGUUUUUUGAAAGAAAAUCAUUCGGACAAUGAUGUUAAUACAGAUCUGGUACGUGUUGCAUUAGCAUAUGCAUUGUCAAGAAAUGAAAUUCAAUUUAUACAAUCGUUAAUACAAACGGGACGUCGAACACGUUUUUAUCUUGAUUUAGCCAAAGUUUUUGCACGUUUAUUAAAUAAUGAAAAUCAACCACAAAUACGUCCUGAACUUAUACGUGAAUUAUGGGAUAGAAUAUUAGAUAUACUGUCAGAUAAAUUACAAGGACCAGGUGGUAUUAAGCAAUCGAGAAAUCGUCAUCAGCAAUCAAAUACUUUAAAUGAUAAAUUAUCUGUUGUUGAUCUACAAAAAUUUCUUAUAAAUAUUCAUCAUCCAAUUUUAAUGCAACUCAUAUUUUCACUUUUAUCACGUCUCUAUUCACUAAUAUUAGUUGAACAAUCACAUGUCGAUAUUUAUUCUGAAUAUUCACGUUAUUGGCCAACAUCUAUUGAUUAUCGGCAACGAUCAAUACGUACAUCUACAGUAGCACAACUUAUACAAGCUCUAUUUGAACAUAUUCAAGCAUUUAAAUAUUUACCUAUACAAAUAAAAUCUUCUUUAUAUCGAACACAAGCUGAUAUUUAUUUGACUUUACAACAAUAUACGCAAGCAAUGCACAUCUAUAUUGAUGCAAUAUCGAUUGAAACAGCUAUUUUUUCGUCGGCAGUAAUCAGUCAACAAGAUGAUGCAAUGAUUAGAAAUAUGAUUAAAGCUGCAUUACAACUUGGUUAUCAUACUCAAGUUGCUUGUAUAUGUCAAUUACUUCCAACGCCAGAUUAUAAUAUUAUAUUUAAAACAUUACAAGAAAAUUAUAUGAAUGAUGAUAUUGACGAUUAUUAUGAAUGUAUUUGGGAUUUAGCAUUAUUAGAAAGCUUAAUAAAUAAUCUGAGUUUACGUGGAUAUGAAGAUAAAAAAAGAUUAGCGAUUCGAAUAUGUAAACAAAAAGAUUUAAAUGGAAACAAUUCCGAUGAAAUACGACUUCGUAUGAUCCGUGUUAAACGACGACUUCUAUUCAAACAAUUAUUUGCUCAUUAUCUUUUACCUCAUUGUCGCCUAUAUCGAUCACGAGCUAUGAUGAAAUUUCAUUACCAACAAAUCACUUUCGAUUAG